Schistocerca americana (American grasshopper) is the source of this 6090-nucleotide messenger RNA. Its product is annotated as structural maintenance of chromosomes protein 4-like. Gene Ontology annotation, cellular component: chromosome. The transcript has 21 exons. The record is from RefSeq and is a predicted model, not a curated record. Gene Ontology annotation, biological process: mitotic chromosome condensation. Lineage: Eukaryota; Metazoa; Arthropoda; Insecta; Orthoptera; Acrididae. Gene Ontology annotation, molecular function: ATP hydrolysis activity; ATP binding; protein binding. Bases 95 to 4417 code for a protein of 1440 amino acids.
AGAGCGCCAUUGUAUUCGUUGUUAGCCGUUGAAUGUAGGUGGUUUGGGAUUGAGGUGACAGGUUAAUACCGCUUCCAUUAUUGGCAGCUGAAUAAUGUCUUCUGAUAAAGUUUGCAAGACAACGGAAGAAGAAAUCGAAAAUGAUAGUGAGAAGGGUAGUGACAGUGACGACUCUUCGGAUGAAGAGGGAGGUAUCAGACUCGGUGACAUUUAUAUCCCACCUGGUCCAAAACCAGUAUGUUCCUUUGAUAGUAAGGGACCGAGAUUGAUGAUUACACACAUUGAUAACGAAAAUUUCAAAAGUUAUGCUGGAAGGCAAAUAUUAGGGCCUUUCCAUCCGUGUUUCAAUUCCAUUUUGGGUGCCAAUGGAAGUGGUAAAAGUAAUGUCAUUGACUCACUACUAUUUGUCUUUGGAUACCGUUCUACAAAGAUAAGAUCGAAGAAGGUUUCUGUUCUCAUCCACAAAUCUGAGACACGCCAGGACAUAAAGAGCUGUUCAGUAGUCGUCCAUUUUGUUCAAGUGAUAACGAAAGACUAUCAGCACGAGAUUGUAAAGAACUCCUCAUUCAGUAUUGGACGUACAGCAUUUCUGGAUAAUUCAUCCUAUUACACACUAAAUAACCGCCGUGUCAAAUUCAAUGCUAUAUCUAAGUUGUUACGUGAGCAUGGAAUUGAUCUGGAUCAUAAUCGCUUCCUUAUUCUUCAGGGUGAAGUAGAACAGAUAUCAUUAAUGAAACCUAAGGGCAUGACUGAAAAUGAAACUGGUCUCCUGGAAUUUUUAGAAGACAUAAUUGGAACCUCAAGAUUUAAGGAACCCAUAGCAAAAUUAAGAGACAAACUUGAAGAAUUAAAUACACAAAAAACUGAUAAAAUGAACAGUUUAAAAAUUGUUCAGAAAGAGAGAGAAGAGUUGGAAGGACCGAAAGAGGAGGUUGUAUUGUAUCUGAGGACAGAAAAUGAGAUUGCAAAGCACACAAAUGAGCUAAUGCAAAAAUAUAUGAAAGAGAAUCAGCAGCUGAUUGAUAUAAAGGAACAGGAGAAGGCUGAACUCCAAAGUAAAUUGAAGGAGAAAGGAGAAGAAGUCAAAGAAAUACAGCUCCAGAAGAAGAAGGUGAAAGAACAAAUCCAGGGAUUAAACCAAGAGAGAGAUAAGCUUAUUGCUGAGAAGGACAAAUUAAAUGCCCAGUUUCAGGCAUACAAUAAUGAGGAUGCCAGCCUCCAAACAGAAGUUGAUGUGUCUAAGAAGACUAUUUCGAGAACCAAUGAAUUACUUGCAGAUGAAAAGAAAAAGUUACUAGGUUACGAAAAUCAGCCUGGUAGAUACAAGGGUGAUGUGGAGAAUUUAGUAAAGCAAGAAAAGCAACUCGUGGAGGAUUAUGAGAAAAAGGAUGCUGCACUGAAGAAAGUGCUUUCAGGAAUAAAAGAGGAGACAGAAGUUCUUUGUAAACAAAAGAAUGAGUUGCAAACACAACUUGCAGAGCUGCAGAAAGUGGUGGACGAGAAGAAGUCACAGUAUGAAAUAGCAAAAUCAGAAUUAGAUGUAUAUGUGCUGCCAGAAAAGACAGAAAAUGAAAAAUUGAAGCAAUUAAAGAAUGCCUUACAGGAGGCGCAAGAAUUAUUGCAAGCAAAAAGAGAGGAAGAAAAACAAAUAUUGCAGAAAUUGCCAGCCAUGGAGAAGCAGAUGAUGCAGACUCGCACUGAACGAGAGCAAUUGGAACACGAAGAGAGAAAAUGUUCAGAGGAACUGCGUGUUCUGAGAAUGAAAUUAGAUGAAGCGCAUUCUGCAAUGAGUAUGUUACACUCAAAUAAUAAGGUUGUUGAUCAUUUGAUGCAGUGCAAAGCAAAAGGAUUUGUCCCUGGCCUUUUUGGAAGGCUGGGAGAUCUUGGUGCCAUAGACAAGAAAUAUGAUGUGGCAAUUUCAACAGCUUGUGGUCAACUGGACCAUAUUGUUGUUGAUACAGUGCGAACAGCUCAGAAGUGCAUUGAGCUGUUACGUCAGUCCAAAGUUGGACAGGCUGCUUUCAUUGCCCUUGAACACCAAGAGAAAUUUCGUUCGGCUUGUGAAAACCCACCAAAAACACCUGAAAAUGCCCCACGCAUUGUGGAUUUGGUCAAAUUAGAGGAUGAAAGAAUUCGGGUGGCUUUUUACUUUGCCCUUCGUGAUACCCUUGUUGCAGAUAAUGUGGCGCAGGCAUCAAGAAUUUCUUUUUCAGGAGGUCGUCGUUUUAGAGUGGUUACACUACAGGGAAACAUUGUUGAAGCCUCAGGUGCAAUGAUUGGAGGAGGUCGUGGAGUACGGAAAGGUCGAAUAGGCCAAAAAGUCGCUGUGCGUGCAACCACUGUUACACAAGACACUGUGGAAGAACUUGAAAGAAAAAUGAGGGAAUGCCAGCAAAGACUAUCUACAGUUACAGAGAAUAUGCAGGAACUAGACAGAAUGAUGUCUCGUGCUAUGCCAGAAAUGAGGAUUCUGGCUACGGAACUACAGAAAAUACGCAGUGCUAUUAAGACAUUGGUGGAUGAAAUGCCUACCCUCGAGACUCAGGUAAAGAAACAAGAACAAAAAGUGAAGCAAGUUCUACCUGAACUAUCAAAAGUCAAAGCUCUGACUGCAAGACUACAGGAAACAAAAGAAGCUUAUGAUGAUGCCUUAGAAAAAGCACAGAAAGUAAAUGUGAAAGUGGAAUCUAUUAAUCUACAAAUAGAAGGCGAAGUUGGUAAAAAAGUUGAUACAGCCCGCAAACAGCUUGAUGAAAGUAAAAAGAAACUAACGAAAAAGCGUCAGGAUAUAGGGAAAACAAAUGGACUACUUAAAACUGCUGAAAGGAAUGCUGAAAAAAGUAAGAAGAAAAUAGAAGAGAUGGAAAAGGAGGUUAAAGAAGCAGAAAAAAUAAUAAGUGUAUGUCGAGAAAAGAGGACUCGCCUUGAGGACCUAGCAAAAGAAGUGUUGGUCAAGAUGAAAGAUGUAAUUGAGGAAAUUUCAGACAAAGAGACAAAGAUUUCAGCUUUACAAAUGGAGAUUGCAAGUAUAGAAAAGACAGAGUUUGAAAGAAGAGCAGAAGCACAAGAAAUUGAAGGUGAUAUUGAUGUCAAACAGAGAACUAUUGCAGAAUAUAAAGGCAAAUUUCCUGGAAUGAAAAAGACGAUGAAGUCCUUAAAAAUGAACCCAAUUCCUGGUGAAACAGUAAACCUUCAGCUUCCUACUUUGACAGAUGAGCAAAUUGACCAACUCGAUGUAAGCCAACUGCAGUAUAAGCUUGCUGUAUUGGAAGGUACACUACCACAAGAGAAACCCGAUUUUGCAAUAUUAGAGGAGUACAUGGCAAAGGAGAGGCUGUUCCUGGAACGUUUUGCAGAGCUUGAUGAGGUUAGGCUGUUACAAGAAAAAGCUCUUUUUCUCUAUGAUGAAGCAAGAAAACAACGCAUUCUGGAAUUUAUGACUGGAUACACUAUCAUAACCAGGAAACUGAAGGAACUGUAUCAGAUGAUAACCCUUGGUGGGGAUGCUGAAUUUGAGCUUGUUGAUUCAAUGGAUCCCUUCACAGAAGGAAUAGUUUUCAGUGUUCGGCCACCACAGAAGUCAUGGAAGAACAUAUCAAAUUUAUCAGGUGGUGAGAAAACACUGUCAUCACUUGCACUGAUAUUUGCUCUGCACUUUUACAAACCUUCUCCAUUGUUUGUUAUGGAUGAAAUCGAUGCAGCAUUGGACUUCAAAAAUGUGUCAAUUGUGGGUAAUUACAUUAAGAACCGCACCAAGAAUUCACAAUUCAUAGUUAUUUCUUUAAGAUCAAAUAUGUUUGAACUUGCUGAUCGUCUUGUGGGCAUUUUCAAGGUGUUUGAUUGUACAAAAAGUAUAACAAUAAAUCCUGAUGUCUAUGCGAUAGAAGCUCCUGUUCGAAGAGAAUUGCUGGAGGAGGAAAUUGAAUAUGAAAUUGUAGAAAAUGAAAAUGAGGAAGCAGUGAAAGAUGACGAUGGAUUGCUGGACCUUCCAAACAACAGAAAAGCACUAAAGAGAAGAGUUAAAGUAAAGAGAAUUGGAGAUAAUGGUGAUCAACCUUCACUACAAAUUGUGCUCCAAACUGCUUUCAGUGCCAUGAUGAAGGAACUUGAAAAAAGCUCUCCAGUACUUCCUACCAGACAAGAAAUAGAAGAACGAAUUCGGAGAAGAUCUGGUAUUGAUGCUGCUUAUGAUAAAGAUGCAUAUGCUGCAUUGAUGGAAGAAAUGAGGGUCAAGAAGAAGGAUCGGAAGAGGGAAGGAACUGGUAUUCAUAAUGGUAAAACAAAAGUAGCCAAAAAAAUCUCUUAUGCUGAUCUAGAUCUUCAUAACCAAGAAAACCUUAUAAAGGAUGAAGGCCAGGAGAUGAAAACAGAAAUUGAUGCAGCCAGUCUUAGUGUAAAAGAAGAAAUGUCAGACUGACAAUUACUGAACGGUACGACACCACACUCAACGGUACACUUCCGGUUGUAAUAAUUUCCAUUCCCUUGGUGCACUUUCCUUUCAUUUUAUUAUGUUGUACAUAACACAUUUUUAUUAAUUAUGUAUGGUUUACAACUUGCAGUACUUGAAGUAUGGUGCUUGUACGUUCUUCUGUUUCAAAUAUUUCACUAUAUGUGAUGGGACUGAUAAACUAAUUCAAAGACAAACUUUGAAUCACAAAAAGAUGUGCACUAGUACAAAUUACGUUUGGACUUGAAGUUGUAGCUUUGACUAUCUGCCAUGACCAUUAAGAUCUCAUGGGUGUGACACCAAAAAUUGAUAGCUGUCACUGUUGAUGUAAGUGAUAACUUGUCCUCUUUCAACACUCCAGAAAAAACUGUACAUUUUUUGGUAAUGAUCACUAGUUGGAAUGAAAACAUAGAAACUGUAUAACCUAGAAUCCAGUGUGCAAUGAAAGUAGAAAAUUAGCUAUUACUCAUAUAUAAAAUAUAUGGAAUACACACAGAAAUCAAGUAGUUUUCAAAGCAGUUUGUAAUGUAGUGACACUGCUUUUCAUUUAAAAAGGUAAUAAAUGCUCUUUUUGUGAUCUCGGUGAAAAAUUGAUGUCCUUGUUAGAUUAAAUAUUCAUCUAAGAUUAAUUUUGAUGUGCUUCACUUUAAAAACAACUUUACAGUGUUACAGCUAUCACUGUUGAUGUAAGUGGUAACAUGUCCUCUUUUUAACACUCCAGGAAAAACUGAAUUUUUAUGCUCAUCAUCACUAGAUGGAAUGAAAACAAACUAUUACCUUAGAUUCAAGCAUGCAAUGAAAGUAGAAAAUUAGUUAUUAUUGGUAUAUAAAAUUUGUGGAAUUGACACUGAAAAAAUGUAGUUUCAAAAGCAGUUUUUAAUGUAGUAAGACUGUUUCUGUGAAACUAAAUAAUAAAUGCUGUCUGUGUAAAAAAAAAUUGAUGUCUUUAUAUUAAAUAUUCAAUGAAAAUGCAUUUUGAUAUGUUUUACUUUAAAAACAACUUUACACUGACUGUAGUGCAUGUGUACAUUUUACAUAUGCUUGUAUAACUUCACGCACAUGUUGAGUGAGACCCAGAUCGAACCUGUACUGAGAAUUAAUGACCAUUGUUCUUGUACAUGGACUAACUUGAGUGAGGGGCAUAGGUGGGUUUCCAUGCUCAUUUAGGCAAAUGCCAGGAUGGUCCCUAAUCUCUUGACUUGGAAAAGGUGAUAUACAAACAGAUAAAUACAAAUACAUACGUAUUCAGAGCACACCUGAAUAACCUCUCUCAGAGAAUUGUGAUACGAAAUAAUAAUAUAAAAAUGAAUUUGUCAUUUUAGGUAGGAGAGCCCCUAAUGACAGUAUAACCAUUAGGAAAGAUAAUGGUAACUGAGUUGGAUUAUUCUGAGAACAGCCAAAUUGAAGCAAAGAAAUUCAGUUCAAUCCAUACAUGGCUGUGUUUAUUAUUACUAUUGUUGUUGUUGUUAUUAUUGUUUAGUGUCUAUACCAUUAAGUUAACUAAUUCAAGGUGGUCAUUAUGAAUCAGAUCACUUGCAGUAAAUGUACUCAGUCUUUCAGCAACUACAUAGCUCUUGUUAACCACAAGACAUUACAAUAAUAUGCUCUUGUAACCAAUAAAGAUAAAACAGCUUCAUACUUCA